AUGGAGGUGGACAAAGUGGUGCGCUUGCCGAGGUUGUCCCGGGUCGCCGUGUGCGGUGGUACCCACGGCAACGAGCUCUCUGGGGUGUACUUGGUGAGGGAGCUGCUGAAGGGGAGGAAGGAAGUGAUGGAGAAGGAGAAGAAGAAUGAGGUAGAGGAGAAGGAGCAGCAGCAGCAGCAGCAGCAGCCCCCGUCAGUGUUGGCGGUGCUCGCCAACCCGCGGGCCGUGGAGCAGUGCCGGCGAUACGUCGACACGGACCUCAACCGCUGCUUCACCCACGCCGCCCUGAAGGGCCCCUCGUCGGGCGCCGUGCCCUACGAGGUGAUCAGAUCCCGGGAACUGAACGCCACGCUGGGUCCCAAGGGAGGCCCCGGCGCCGUGGAGCUCGUGUGCGACCUCCACAACACCACGGCCAACAUGGGCCUGUGCCUCAUCGCCUACUCCGACCGGGACUGGAUCUGCCUGCACAUAUUUAGGCACCUGCAGAGGCAGAUGCCCGAUAUACCGAUGAGGUACAUUCACUUUGACGUCUCCAACAAAGAAACGUAUUCCCUCGACUCGGUGGGGAAGCACGGCUUCGCCAUGGAGAUCGGGCCCCAGCCCCACGGCGUGGUGAGGUCCAACGUCUACGCGGCAAUGAAAGCCGGCGUGCAGCACAUGCUCGAUUGGGUCUGCUUCUUCAACUCGGGUAGCACUUUUGAAGGAGAAUAUGUGGACGUGUUCACCAUGAUCAAGCACAUCGACUACCCGAGAGACAGCGAGACUCGCAACAUCACAGCAGCCAUUCAUCCUCGGCUCCAGGACCGAGAUUUCUGCCUGCUCCGCCCAGAGGACCCGCUGUUCCAGACGUUCUCGGGGGAAACCCUGCGCUACGAAGGAAACGAGGCGCUCUACCCUUUCUUCAUCAACGAAUGCGCGUAUUACGAGAAGGGCAUUGCCCUGUCGCUGGCGAGAAAGAGGCGCGUGAUGGUUCCAGCCAUCCGGGUGCAGACAGAGGAACGAGCCCAGGUGGACGAGGCGGGGGUGGAAGAAUGA
Messenger RNA from Pungitius pungitius (ninespine stickleback), 1035 nucleotides. RefSeq names its product N-acyl-aromatic-L-amino acid amidohydrolase (carboxylate-forming) B-like. The transcript is spliced from 6 exons. Gene Ontology annotation, molecular function: hydrolase activity, acting on ester bonds; aminoacylase activity. Bases 1 to 1035 code for a protein of 344 amino acids. Gene Ontology annotation, cellular component: cytosol. NCBI's taxonomy places the organism in Eukaryota, Metazoa, Chordata, Actinopteri, Perciformes, Gasterosteidae. The record is from RefSeq and is a predicted model, not a curated record.